This is a messenger RNA of Stegastes partitus (bicolor damselfish), 843 nucleotides long. The record is from RefSeq and is a predicted model, not a curated record. Lineage: Eukaryota; Metazoa; Chordata; Actinopteri; Pomacentridae.
AUGGCUCGGCUGUGCAUGUGUGUGAGUCUGUGCGUGAGUGUUUGGGUGCGCGGCUCCCUCGGGCUGCCUCCCCAGCACCGUGGGUGGCUGCGGCUGUGGGAGGAGGGUGAGGGCUGCAGGGACUGCGAUGAGCACAUCUGCCCCUCGGUGCCGGACAACUGCCCCGCAGGCCGGGUGCAGGACAGCUGCGGAUGCUGCGACCAGUGUGCGAACGUGGAGGGGCAGCAGUGUGACCCAGAUGGGGCUCAGAAGUUCUACGGACAAUGUGGGGAGGGUCUGGCGUGCCGGAGGAAAGCGCCAAAGAAGGGACGCAGUGCUGACCCAGAGCCCACAUGUGUGUGCCAGGAGAAGGGUCCAGUGUGUGGCUCUGAUGGGAGGACCUACACAAAUGUUUGCCAGCUGAGAGAGGCUGCCAGCCGCGCUCCUCGAGUCCUCAGAAGUCCAAAAAAUCUGUCCAACUACACAGGAAAUGACAUCAUCUUUGGCUGCGAGGUGUCGGCGUAUCCUCUUCCAGUCCUGAACUGGAGGAAGACAGGCAGCGACCACUACCUGCCGGGAGAUGAUCCACACAUCUCUGUCCAGCUUCGAGGCGGGCCCCAGCCCUACACCGUCUCCACCUGGCUCCAGAUAGAAGGUCUCCUCGUCUCUGACACGGGGGUCUACUCCUGCAUCUCCCACAACACUCUGGGAAAAACGUCUGCUUCAGCACAGCUCACGGUAUCAAGACGAGGGGUGAAGGUGACGAGAGGCCAUUUGGAGGAGAAAGAGGAACACUUUGAUCGUUUAGAGGAAGGCAGUGGAGAUGCACAGCUGGCGUCUGGAGAUUACCUGCCGUUCAGUUAA